AUGUUAACUAAUCUUGGAACAAAAUUAAAAUCUAUUUCACAAGAUAAAACCGAUAUCAAUAUACAAAUAAAAAAACCAUUACUUGAACAUCAUAUACAAAUUGUUGGUUUUGAUGAAAAAAUGUUGGUCUUACAAUCAUUAAGAUUAUUAAAAAGGCCAAUAGUACAUGAACAUGAUGAAAAUGAUUAUCGAUUUUUAGUUAAAGAUGGAGAAGAGAUUCGACCAGAUCAACGUAUUGAAGCAUUAUUUUCAAUAAUGAAUGAUCUUUAUCAUGAUGAUGCAAAUUUUAUCUCAAUGUCAACAAAAUUAGGUAUAGUUGAAUGGCUUGAUAAUACUCGACCAUUGAAAGAAUUAAUUGAAGAAAGUUAUACAAAUUCUGAACAUGAUAUUAUCACUCAAGGUCAACAUUCAAUAAAACUUUAUCAAGAAUAUGUUAUCAAUAAUUUUCAAAAACCUAAACCAACUGCUAAAUCAACAAGCAAUACGAUAAUGUAUGCAGAAGUAUUUGUUAGUUUAACCAAAAUACAAGUCGAGGAAGACUUUAAGAAAAUUCAAUCAGUUGUUCCAAGUGAUUUACUUCGUCGUGCUUAUUAUAAAAUUGCUAAUUCACAUGAAGAAUUGUAUACACUUCGAAGAUAA
Messenger RNA from Rotaria sp. Silwood2, 639 nucleotides. NCBI's taxonomy places the organism in Eukaryota, Metazoa, Rotifera, Eurotatoria, Philodinida, Philodinidae. The record is from the annotation of a GenBank genome assembly.